Messenger RNA from Humulus lupulus (European hop), 3630 nucleotides. Its product is annotated as multiple C2 domain and transmembrane region protein 10. The record is from RefSeq and is a predicted model, not a curated record. The transcript has a single exon. NCBI's taxonomy places the organism in Eukaryota, Viridiplantae, Streptophyta, Magnoliopsida, Rosales, Cannabaceae. Bases 324 to 3380 code for a protein of 1018 amino acids.
UUUCUUGCUAUUUGUCACUGUUGAUAACAUAGUCCAACGCUAGUCAAUUCAUGUAAUGUAUCUAACAACUCAUUUUUUUCCCCAAAAAAAAAACUGAUGCAUGCUGUGCUGGAUUACACACAGUGAUUUUCAGCUACUUCUUGAGCCUCCCGCCUUAACCACAGUGUCUUUUCAUUCUCAUCAGCCAGUCACCGUCCAUAUCCAGGGCUCUUCAUCUUCUUUGUAGCUCUCUCUGUCUCUCUCUCUCUCUCGGUUUUCUUCUUUCUUCUUCUUCUUCAGUGUGGCUUUUGGCUAAAAAACUAAGAAGAACCGAAGCUUCAGUCAUGAACAGCAACUACGGUAAAGAAAAGCUAGUGGUGGAGGUGGUGGGAGCUCACAACCUCAUGCCUAAAGAUGGGGAAGGUUCGUCUUCUCCGUUUGUGGAGAUUGAGUUUGAGAACCAAAGGUUGCGAACGCAGGUGAAGUACAAGAAUUUGAACCCCAUUUGGAAUGAAAAGCUCGUGUUUCACGUUAAAGAUGUUAAUGACCUUCCGUACAGAACUAUAGAGAUUAAUGUCUUCAACGAGAGGCGGUCGAGUAAUAGCAGAAAUUUUCUGGGAAAAGUUCGAGUUUCUGGCUCUAGUAUUGGUAAGGAAGGUGAAGAGAUUGUUCAGCUUUAUACGCUUGAUAAAAGGAGCUUGUUUUCUCAUAUCAGAGGUGAGAUAAGCUUGAAGCUUUACAUUUCGACUAGAGAAGAGGUUAAGGAUCAAGUUGGGGCUGAUAAUGGAGUCGUGUCCUCUGUCUCUAGUUCGUCCUCAAAUGGGUUUACUAAGAAGAACAAAAAGUUACAGGGACAGAACUCGUCCAUGGCGACUCAGCAGCUUGUACACGAAACUAAGCCCUCUCAACAGGGUCAGAAUCUCUCGAAGCACGUGGACCCCAACCUGGGUGAGAUGAAGCCUGUUGUUAUAACGACAGGCCCGGGUCCUGUCAUUCCCGGAGCUGGCGGCGUAGGACUCGGAAGUGGCGGCGGUGGUGGUGGGCGGAUUGGUGGGAUGGGUUUGUACGCAAAUGGGUCGAGCGAGUUUUCACUCAAGGAGACUCGUCCUCAACUCGGUGGAGAAUCGCUUCAGAAGGACAAAACCAGCUCUACCUACGAUCUCGUCGAGCAAGUGCAGUAUCUUUACGUGAGAGUAGUGAAAGCCCGGGAAAUUUCAAUGUUCGGCGGCGCAGAUUUGGUGGCUGAAGUUAAGCUCGGAAACUAUAGAGGAAUCGCUAAGAGAAUAAGCUCGAACAACGUUGAAUGGGACCAAGUCUUUGCCUUUUCGAAAGAUUGUCUACAGUCAUCAAUGGUGGAGAUAUUCGUUAAGGAGAGUAGCAAAGACGACAUCGUGGGCCGCGUUUGGUUCGACUUGAGCGAGGUUCCGAGACGGGUCCCGCCGGACAGUCAGUUAGCUCCACAGUGGUACCGAAUGGAAGACAAGAAAGGAGACAAGAGCAAAGCAGGUGAGGUUAUGGUAUCGAUAUGGUUCGGAACCCAAGCUGACGAGGCGUUUGCUGAAGCCUGGCAUUCGAAAUCGGCAAAUGUUCAUUUUGACGGGCUUUGUUCGAUCAAGUCGAAAGUUUACUUGUCGCCAAAGCUUUGGUACUUGAGAGUGUCGAUUCUCGAAGCUCAAGACAUCAUUCCUGGAGAGAAAGGUUCGACAUUGAUGAGGUUUCCGGAGCUUUACGUGAAAACCCAGGUGGGGAAUCAAGUUUUGAGGACUAGGGUGGCUCAGCCAUGCCCGACUCGAAGCCUCUCCAAUCCUUAUUGGAGCGAAGAAAUGAUGUUCGUGGUGGCCGAUCCUUUCGAAGACUACUUAUUCAUCUCCGUCGAAGACCGCGUGGCUCCGGGGAGAGAAGAGGUCGUUGGAAGAGUCAUUCUUCCUGUGACGGCGAUCGAAAAGCGAAACAACGAGAAGCCAGUCGUUUCGAGGUGGUUCAACCUUGACAAUGGUCAUUUUAACAACCCUGCGGAGUCGAAAAUGGUGUCGAGAUUUGGGUCGAGGAUUCAUCUCCGGGUGUCACUCGAUGGAGGUUACCAUGUUCUAGAUGAAGCUACUAUUUACUGCAGUGAUGUUAGACCUACUGAGAAGAAUCUAUGGAAGCCCCACAUUGGAGUACUCGAAAUGGGGAUUUUGGGAGCCACUGGGCUUAUGCCGGUUAAGAUCAAAGAGGGGAAAGGAGGCUCUACUGAUGCCUAUUGUGUUGCCAAGUAUGGUCAGAAAUGGGUUCGGACUCGUACUGUGGUUGAUAGUCUGUCACCCAAGUGGAAUGAGCAGUAUACUUGGGAGGUUUAUGAUCCUUGUACAGUGAUCACAGUUGGGGUUUUUGAUAAUGCCAAGAUCGACAAGAACAUGUCAAACAACCCCGGUGGUCGUGAUUCUCGGAUUGGGAAAGUUAGGAUUCGAUUGUCGACGCUGGAGACUGAUAGAGUUUAUACUCAUUCGUACCCUCUUUUGAUGCUCCACACUUCUGGGGUCAAGAAAAUGGGGGAGCUUCAUUUGGCAGUUAGGUUCUCCUGUACCAAUAUGACUAAUAUGCUGAACAUGUACACAAUGCCGUUGUUGCCCAAGAUGCAUUACGUGAAUCCUUUGAGUGUGAACCAGUUGGAGAGUUUAAGGUACCAGGCCUUGAACGCAGUGUCAUCACGGUUGAGCCGGGCUGAGCCACCACUUGGCCGGGAAGUGGUUGAGUACAUGCUCGAUCAUGAUUCUCAUAUGUGGAGCAUGAGGAGAAGCAAAGCCAACUUCUUUCGCCUCAUGGGCGUCGUGUCUGGUUUGGUAGCCAUGUGUCGUUGGGUCGAGGCAAUGAGGAAUUGGCACAAGCCAGUGUAUUCAACUCUGUUUGUUGCUCUGUUUCUUAUGUUGGUGGCAUUUCCUGAGCUUAUUAUCCCUACUGUGUUGUUCUACAUGGCCUUUAUUGGACUUUGGAGGUAUCGUUCCAGGCCGCGCCACCCGCCCCAUAUGGACAUCCGUUUGUCUCACGCCGAGAGCGUUUUCCCUGAUGAACUUGAUGAGGAGUUUGAUUCAUUCCCGACUAGUCGAAGCGCAGAUAUUAUUCGAAUGAGGUAUGAUCGGCUAAGGAGUGUGGCCGGAAGGAUUCAAACUGUUGUUGGAGACAUGGCUUCUCAAGGUGAACGUUUCCAAGCGCUGAUAAGCUGGAGAGACCCAAGGGCAAGCUUCUUGUUUGUAAUAUUUUGCUUGAUUGCUGCUGUUGGUCUCUAUGCUGUGCCAAUCAGAGUUGUCGUGGCUUUGUGGGGGUUGUAUGUGCUUAGGCCGCCGAGGUUCAGGAGCAAGUUGCCUUGUCGUGCUUUGAGUUUCUUCAGAAGGUUGCCCUCCAGAGCAGAUAGCUUCUUGUAGAAAAGGGGUGAAUGGUCUUCAUUUGUGGCUUUGAUUUUUUUUUUUGGGUGUUUUAACUUUGUUAAAGGAUGUGAUUAGGUGGGGGAAAGAGACAGGCUUUUGGUUUUUUUUUUUGUAUCAUUUCCCUUUUAGUCGGGUAGCUGAUUGAUUGUGUCUACUGUCCAGUGGAACUAACUAUUUAUUUAUGCAUAUUCUGUAGAACCAAUUUGUGUAUCCAUCUAGCUAAUACCAUUAUUAAAUCUUUUGUUCA